Messenger RNA from Moneuplotes crassus, 622 nucleotides. Lineage: Eukaryota; Ciliophora; Spirotrichea; Euplotida; Euplotidae. The record is from the annotation of a GenBank genome assembly.
AUUUAUUUAAAAUAAUGGAGGCUUUAUCAAUUUUGCAUUCCAGUAAGGUCUUGCCAGAAUAUCCAACUUACGAGAUUAGGCAGGCAACAAAAGAUAUUAAUGAUCUACAUGACUCAAUGGAGAGGAAAUUAAAAGAGAUCCCUGACGAUGAUGCUACUGCAAAGCCAGAAAUCUCAGCAUCAGCUCUCAUUGAUCAUUACAAGCUUGAGAGAAGCAAGAGAGUUCUAUAUGCUUACCAUGAUGAGAGAUGCAACCGACUUGAGAGGUACUUCUGGAGGCAUGGCAAUGAACUUAGUGAAUCCUUCCAGACUAAUGCUUCGAAACAAGAGACCGAUUACUUUAAGAACUAUAUAAAUUUGAUUGAGGAGUACUCUCAAAAUGCGGUAGAAUGUAACCUUGAUAUCACUACUACCAUGGAACCACCAAGAGAACUCCUUGCUAAGCUAAGAGUUAUAGAAGAUAUAGGCGAGGUUUACCUCCCAGAUGUGGGUUCAGUGAAUUUGGAGAAGAAUUCAGUGCAUUACCUCAAGAAAGCAGAUGUUGAGCAGUUUAUUAAGGCAGGCAAAUUGAUUGAAAUGGGAAGUUAAAAAUCAAUUUUUAGUCUUAAAACUGGGGUUUUGGG